Messenger RNA from Vollenhovia emeryi, 990 nucleotides. RefSeq lists its product as uncharacterized. Gene Ontology annotation, molecular function: nucleic acid binding. Bases 1 to 402 code for a protein of 133 amino acids. Lineage: Eukaryota; Metazoa; Arthropoda; Insecta; Hymenoptera; Formicidae. Gene Ontology annotation, biological process: DNA integration. The record is from RefSeq and is a predicted model, not a curated record. The transcript has a single exon.
AUGGUAUCAGAUAACGCAACAAUCUUUACAAGUGAGGAAUUAAAAGAAUUUUGCCAAAAAGCAGGUAUAUUUCAGAAAUUCAUUGCCCCAGGUCAGCCUGCAACAAACGGAUUAGCGGAAAGGAAUGUUCAAACAUUCAAAAAUAGACUCAAAGCCAUGAUCGACGAACCACUAUCAAUUCAACAUAAAGUCCAAGAAAUACUUUUUCGAUAUCGAGCAACACCCUUAAGUAAUGGGAAAACACCUGCAGAACAAUACUUACAGCGACAAAUUCGUAUUCAACUAGACGCGCUUAAACCUGUCAAAUUUCAAGUAUCCACACCUUCAAAACUUACAACACGGCAAUUAAGCGUGGGAGAACGUGUACAAGCACGCUAUUACGCAAACAACAAAGCUCAAUGAAAACUCGGAACGAUCAUCAGGAAAUUCGGACAAUUCCAUUACCUGAUCAAAUUGGAUGAUGGGUAUACAUUCAAACGACACAUUGACCAACUACGCGCAACGGAUGUCCAACCAAAGAAAUCCGUAUCAUUUGCACCAGAGUCUUCGGAUGAACCAAAUCACAAUUCGAAUAACAAAGAAUCAGAUUUAGGGGAUCUAACCAGAGUUCCAGUCAAUCAGCCAGAACAGAUCGACCUCCAGGCCGGACUUCCAGAACCAGCAGCAGAGCGGAACCCAAGUCCAGAUCCAGAUCCAAUACGCCGUUCAAAUAGAUCACGUAGACGACCACAAUAUUUACGUGAUUACGAGAAGUAAUAAAAUAAGCCACCUGCAGUAUUUAAUAAGCGUGGGAGAACUAUUAUGACCGAUGACGUAUUUCGCGCACGUUGAAGGAUGGCACUACGGUAGGCGGGUCAGAUCAUCGACUCGAUGGCAGUUCGAUAAGUUGUCUGUACGAUUGAAAAUAUACGUCGUUAUAUAUCAACACAUAUUAAGAAUUCUUUCCCUUUCCAAGCGAAGCCUUAUCCGACACCUCGAACAGACACGACA